AUGGAGGUGGCGCUGGAGACGCGGUGCACCUUCACGGUGUUCAAUCGGCACAGAUCGGGCCAGCAGGUCACGAUGCGGGAGACGGUCGACCGGCUCGUUAAAGGCGUCCAGCGGCGACGGGAGAUCGGGCGGCCCAGCGGGGUGGUGCUGAUCAGCGGUCAGUUCCUGGCGCAGCUGCCAGAGAUGGCGGUGCUGAAGGCAGAGAUCUUGGAGAUCUGUGGGGACGCCGCGCUCGAUGACUCAGUAGGACGGAGGACAUCGACCAUGCCGCUGGCGCUGGAAGAGGUCGAGGGGCAGCUGCGGGACGAGGGCGCCAAGACGCUCUUCGCCCACCUCCCGCGCGCGGCGCAGAUGUCGUUGAUCCGGGAGAGGGACUCCUCGGGCAUGCCCGCGCUGCCCGAGGUGGAGGUGGAGCGGAUCCUGGGCCGCUUCGUGCAGAAGGAGGUGGAGGAGGACAGCAGGGGCGCCGCCAGCCCGCAACACACCUUUGCACCGCGCUUCCACGCCGUGGAGCUCAUGUGCAACGCCCCGCUGCCGUCCAACUUCGACUGCGCGUUCGGGUACACCCUUGGGCACACCGCGGCGGCCCUGCUCUGUGAGCGUCGAACCUUCCACCUCGCCUCCUGCAUCGACAUGCACCUCCCCGUGGCGGAGUGGAAGCCGUGCGCAUUGCCGUUCACGGCCAUCUUCGGAGGCGGUGACGGCGACGUGAGCUGCAGGACUCUGCAGAGGCUGCAGAGGCGUAACAUCCCACUUGCCUACGAGUUCUUCAAGGAUAGGUGGGUGGAGCGCAAUGCUGUGAAGGCCCCCGGCCCGGUGCAGUUCGGCGACGACGGCGAUGUGGGGCCCAUGUCCGACCGUCCGUACGCGCUCCUGGCGGAGUACUUGUCCCUGGACGAACUGAAGCAGCUCAUUCAUCCAGACUUCGCGCUGCCACCGCCGCCAGAGCUCGUCAUCAGCCCCGACCACCCGCGGGUGGUGCGCGACAUGCGCUUGCACAGGAACCUCAGCGCCCUGGAGCAAGCUCGGGUGGGCUACCAGCCCGCGCUGCCCAGCUACCUGCGGGGCGGGGUGCUCGCACAGAACGAGGACAUCACCCCGCAGGCCUGCACUAACUGGCAGGACCUGGACGCCACGUUCCCGCUGACAAAGGCGGGCAAGACGGCCGUGCGCCUGCUGCCCUUCCACCAGGCGCCGGCGGAGAAGGCCUCCGCCAGCGCACCCCGCGCGCACUCCGGCGCCGACGUCCCCGAGUCGGGCCCCCGCGUGCCCCGGCUCCGAGCCGACAGCGUCUUGGGAGGCGUCGACAGUCUGGUGCUGAGCAGCCCGCGCCAGAAGCGCGAGAGGCCCGCGCGCGUGGGGGUCGUGUUCAGCAGCAGCCAGGCCCCCGGCUUCCACACCGUGGUUGCCGGGCUGUACGACUACUUCGCUGGUCUGGAUCCUCCCAGCGAGCUUAUAGGGUUUCUCGGGGGCUACGCUGGGCUGAUCGAGGGCCACAGCAUCCCCAUCUCUAAGGACAUGGUCGACGCCUACAGGAACCUCGGCGGUCAGGAUAUGCUGUGCCAGUUCGGCGAGCCCGCCUCUGUCCAUACCAAGGACCACCUACUCGCCGUGACCGAGACGGUGGCACAGCUCCAGCUCACCGGCCUCGUGCUGGUGGGCACGCUCACCUCGCAUCUGGACUCCACGCUCAUCGACGAAGCCCUCGCCGCGAAACACCUCGGCACCAGGGUCGUUGGGGUGCCGGCCUCGCUCGACAACGACUUUCCCUUCGUCCAGCAGGCGGUCGGGUACGACACGACGGCCCGCACCCUGAGCGGCUUCCUCGGGGAUGUUGGGAAGCUCACCGAGCACACGGGCGACCAGUGGAUCUUCGUCAGGAUCGUGGGCGACGCGGCCGCCCACUUGGCCGUGGAGUGCACGCUGCAGGCCCACCCGAACCUGGUGAUGCUGUCUGGCGGGAACUCGCUCGGGGAGCACCUCGAGUCGAUCGUGAAGUACAUCUGCGAUCUGAUCGUCAGCCGCCACAAGGAGGGCAAGAACCACGGCGUGCUGCUGCUGCCCUCGGGCUUCGUGCUGGACAUCCUGGAAAUGCGUCAGCUGUUCCGCGAGAUCAUGGAGAUUAUGGAAGGGGACAGCUACGAGACCGGCUGGUCUGCGAUCAGCUACAUCGCCGCCAAGCUGAAGCCCAGCUCGGCUGCCUUAUUCGAGGUCUUCCCGCGCGAUGUGCAGUACGAGAUCUGUUUCGGCAGCCGCGAGCGGGACUCCAGGAUGAUGCCGAAUCUCAAGAGGAUCUCCUUCGACCGCCUGCUGCUGCGCUUCGUGCAGAUCGAGCUGGGCCGCCGGCGGCGGCUCGGGCACUUCGUGGAGGACUUCUUCCGGGGCUCGUGCUACCCGAUGCUCCACCAGGCUCGCUCGGCCAUGCCGACAAACUUCGACUGCGACCUCGCCUACACGCUGGGCUGGGGCGCCGCGAUGCUCGUCGACCUCGGCAAGGGCGGCCAGCUGGUGCACGCGUCCCACCUGGAGGAGGACGUCGAACAGUGGCGCGUGGGAGGCAUCCCCCUGACCAGCCUGCUGAGGGUCGAGAUCGACGAGGAGACGGGCGAGACGUCGCCGUCGCCGUCGCCGAUACAGCUGCUGAAGCAGCGGGGCGUGACGCGCCCGUUCGCAGGGAUCCGAGCGCCGAGAGACCGUGUGGCCAUCUACCUUGGCCCAGUUCAGUUCUCUGGCAGUGUCGCCGCGUCCGCCGACUCGAGGCGGACGUGGGCCAUGGUCAACUUCCCGCUGCAGGACCCCGUUGAGAAGCUCCGGGAGAUAGCGGGCCUGUGCUCUGAGCUGCAGAGCACCAUGGCUUUGGCCAAGGCCGAGUCGACGCUGUACGCGGUCAACAGCUUGCUCACGAACGCGGUGUCGGUGCUCGACUCGUACAAGACCCUGAGCGAGGCCAACAGCAGACAGAAGCAGUCCCUCGCCGACAUCCCCAUGGAGACGAGGUCGCAGAAGAAGGGCAAGGACAAGUCAGCUCAGGUCACGAGCACGCUCUCGCUGGACCCACACAGAGGAGGCCGCAGCCCCGUGAUGAAGGCUCUCCGCGGCCCCGUGCAGCCGCCAGGAGGCGCAGCGCGGAGCGGGGCGACCGAACGGACACGGUUGCCGCCAGCGGGCUGCGCAGGUGGUCGCCGCGCGUGGGGCUCCCCGACGGCCUCGGCGCCCGCGCGCUCCGCCCCCUGGACGCCGCGCGGUCCCCCGGCGGGCAGCGCCGGGGGGCCGCGGCGGGCAGCGCGUCCGGCGCCCUCGCUAUGAGUGCGCCGGGGCGGGCUGGCAGCGGCUCGCCGCCACCGCUGGUUUUGUCUCCGCGC
Messenger RNA from Prorocentrum cordatum, 3362 nucleotides. The record is from the annotation of a GenBank genome assembly. NCBI's taxonomy places the organism in Eukaryota, Dinophyceae, Prorocentrales, Prorocentraceae.